AUGCAACAGUUGAGAAGUAGCCAUUUUCAAUUAGGGCAGACUAAUCAAAGUAAAAUCUUUAUAACAAUUUAUUUAGAAAAUCAAUUCACAUCUAUUAUGAAAAUGAAUUAUCAAGGAGAUUAGACAAAUAAUCAAGAAUUUGGUGUUGGUGAUAAGUUAAAUUUAAAAGGAGUUCAUUUUUAAUUAGGAGAAUCCAAACGUAAAAUUAAUAUCAUAUAAUAUUAUAUAGCAUCAUAUAAUACAAUAUCUAAAACUGAUUAUUAAGGUAAAUAAAUAGGAGAACCUGCGACAUUAAAUUAAGAAAAAAAAAAUGAUUUACGAACUAAUCAUUUUGUAUUAGGUCAUCAAAAUGUUUAAUAAGUUUCUGUAACUAGAGCAACUUAUAAUGAAAAACCAUUACAACCAGGUUUAUAAAAUGAAUAAGAUGGUAUGAUAAUAUUCUAAAAAUAAGUUUAAAAAAAUAAGAUGAGAUCACAUCAUCAUAAUUUCGCAGAAACAACUCAUAAAAUGAUGUAGACAAAUUAUAAUGAAUAAUAUUAACCUUAAUAAUUUGAAAUAAAAUAAGAUUUGGCUGAAAAAGCAAGAUAAUUAAGAGUUUCAAAUAUUUUCUUAGGGAAAGAGGUGUAAUAAUAUAAACAAAAUUAUUAGAAACUACCAAUGAUAACAGCACAAUAAGAAUUUCAUAAUCUAAAAGAAGGAGGACCUUAAGCAUCUUAUAAACCAGGAUUUUAAUUAACACAUGUUAAUUUAGGAACAGCUAAUCCAGACUAUUAAACUAUUAAUUAAGAAUAUUUUUAAAGAUAAGAAAUAACUAAAGUUUCUUUAGCUGAGGAGAAUAAAUAAAAUUUGAGAGGUAAACAAUCAAAUUAUAAUAUAUAGCAUCUCAUUUUAUCUUAGGAAAAGAUAAUCAACCUUAUUCAUCAGAAACUAUGGCUAAUUUUAGACGAUAUUCAGAAGAUAAAGUCAAAUUUAGUAGUAACACACCAGCUUUAUAAGGAAGUCAUUUUACAAUAGGUGAUCCAAAAUUCAUGAAUCAUAAAACUUAAACUUAUUAUACAAGUACAAUGAAAGCUCCAUAAUAAUUAUCAAAUUCUCUAGCUCCAAAUUAGUAGAAAGAUAGAGGUUCCAAUUUUAAAGUUGGAACUGAAAAUAUAUAUUAUAAUUCAGAAAUGCAAUCUAAGUAUAUUAAAUUUAACUUUAUUUUCAAGUUUUAAAAAUACAUUCGGAUAACCUGCUUAAUUAUCAGAUAAAGUAUUGAAAGAUUUAAGAUCUUCACAUUUUGGAUUAAAUGAUAAUAGUGGCAAAAAUACAUUUGUGACAACUAAAUAAAUGGAAGCACUUAAUUAAUUACAAGGAUAUCCUAAUAAAUUAGAUCCAAUUACUAGUGCUAAUUUGAAGUAUUCUCUAUCUUAUUAUAUUAUAGAUCACAUCAUUUUACAUUAGGAUAAAAUAGAGAAGAUUUUAUAUCAUAAACUCAUAAUAUUCAUAGACCUUUGGAUGGUAAACCAAAUGUUUUAAAUUUACAGUAAGCUAACAAUUUAAGAAAAAAUCAUUUUGAAUUGUCAUGA
This is a messenger RNA of Paramecium sonneborni, 1568 nucleotides long. The record is from the annotation of a GenBank genome assembly. Lineage: Eukaryota; Ciliophora; Oligohymenophorea; Peniculida; Parameciidae.